AUGGGUACGGAAGAAGGAGGGCAUGGAAAGGGAACAAAGGUGGUCUCUUUGAUUGAGAAGGCCACCAAUUCCACUGCGCCGGAGGUCGACCCCCGCCUCCUCAAGGCCAUUAAAACGGUGGUUCGAUAUUCCGAUUCGGAGCUCCGCGUCGCAACCCUAACCCUCAUGGAUCUCAUGAAGCGCGACCACUCUCAGGUCCGGUACCUGGCGCUUCUAAUAAUUGAUGAACUCUUCAUGCGUUCAAAGCUUUUUAGGACCCUUGUUAUCGAGAACAUGGAUCAGUUGCUGAGUUUGAGUGUUGGAUUCAGGCGAAACGUGCCUCUUCCUGCUCCACCAGCUAUUGCUUCUAUUUUACGUUCGAAGGCCAUUGAAUUUUUGGAGAAGUGGAACGUCACGUUUGGGGUUCAUUACAGACAGCUCAGAUUGGGUUAUGAUUACCUGAAGAAUACACUCAGGCUCCAAUUUCCUAACAUACAAGCUAAUGUGGAGCGGGUUCAGCAGGAGAGAAGGGAAAGGGAGAGGAGGUCAAAGGAGAUUUUACUGAGCAAGUAUGAGUCUUUGAAAGAGAAUGCAUCUUCAAUAAAGGGAGGGAUUCUGUCUACGAUGGAUGAGAUUGAUGAGUGUUUGGAUAUUUUGCAUGCAAAACAGGAAUCUGUGUCUGAUGAUAUAUUGGACGACGACGAACUUGGUGACUUCCGUUCUUUGGAGCUGCAGCAGCUUCGUCUUGAAGCAUUAAAAGAAGGGGAGAAAGUAUAUGAGAACAGUGAUAACACAGUAGUUUUUGAUACAUUGAGGGAGCUAUACAAACUUCUAAUGACAAAGCACUUAAUUUCCAUCCAAGAGUGGAUUUCUGUUUUAGUAAGAGUUGAAGCAUCUGACAAUAGAUUCAGAGAUUCUACUUUAAAAGAGUUCAUUGAUAUCCGAAAUCGUCUAAAAUCAGUUAAAAGUAAAUGUGAAGAGGCUGGUUGUUCGCUUCUAAAUUCCUUAAAACAUGACGAGGAAGAUUUUUGGGAGGACGAUAAUGUUGUAUCUAUGGAAAUCUCAUCUGGCGCUGCCAAUAAUAAAAAUAAACAUCUUGAUGUGGCAUCAACUUCCCAUAAAAUGAAUAGUGAUAGUCUUGGUUGGCAAGAUAAAAGGUCUACUAGCUCUGAUACGGAUAGGCUGCUUCAUCAGGGACGUGAAGUUGAGUCAAACUCUCAGAGGAGUAAACUUAUAGCUGAAGCUCCUGUGGUACGAUGGAGUUCUUACUUGGAUAAUUGGGGUUCAAACAGGGUUUUUAUGGCUAACCAGCGGGGUUUGGAGCUUGAUAGUCACUGGGGUAGGGUGGAUGCUGAUGCAGUUAUUCCAGCAGAUAAAAUUGCCGAGUUGAAUGUUCACGCAAUGCCUUAUGAAGAAAAGAAAAUUGAGAUCCAACCAUGCCUGGCUCCUUUGAGGAAAGGAGGAUUAUGCCAGAGAAGAGAUAUGAAAGUUUGUCCAUUUCAUGGACCUAUCAUUCCUCGCGAUGACGAAGGGAGGCCACUCAAUCAGAGCACUUCAGAAGACAUGAAUGUGCAUUUAGGGUCUGAUUUAGUAGAGCAGUUAGCCAAACAAGCAGUGAAAAAUAUUCGUGUGAGAGACCAAGAGGGAGCAAAGAAGAGGGAAAUUGAUAAACAGUCGCUGAAACGUGCAAAACUAGCAAAAAUUCGGGAACACAAUGAAGCUGUAUUACGAGAUGCUGCUUUGGCUUCGACUUCAGGAUCAGCCAUGCUUGGAGAAGAUGGGGAUGUAACUAAUGAAGAUAAACUAUCUGCCAAAAACAAGAAGCAAAGUCUUGCUUCCAUGCUGCGAAAGAAAGUAACAUCAAAAGAUAGAAUAGCUCAGAAACUUUUGAGUUCGCAUGCAAGGGUUACUGCAGAUAGGCAGCAUGUGUCAGGUGAGGAUGCCAAGUAUAGAGAAGCCUUCCCAAAUCAAUGGUAA
Molecule: messenger RNA, 1956 nt
Organism: Sphenostylis stenocarpa
Lineage: Eukaryota; Viridiplantae; Streptophyta; Magnoliopsida; Fabales; Fabaceae
Source: the annotation of a GenBank genome assembly